AUGGAGGAAACUGUGAUGGAGGAACCUAUCUGUGAAGAAGCCAUAUUGGCUGAAGAAAUCCUAGGUAGGGUCAAGGGGAUUUGUAAACAAUAGGCUAAUGGUUCUGCUUAACUGCUUCAUUCAGAAAUGUGGAAUGGUAACAAACAGUGUGUUGAGGAUUGAGUUGUCAUUUUGGGUAACGGAGCAGUGUUUGGUAGGAAGAGCGUCUGCAGUAACAUAGGGCUAUUACAAAAGGUAGUAGACAGAGCAACCUUGGCCAGCAACCUAUUCUAAAUGGGUAGCUAUUUAAAAGCACAAAAUAUUUAUAAAAGUGCUAAAGGUUAAAAGGACUAAAGAAUAUAGAACAUGGUGACUUGUCAAGGCACGGGUACUGUUGCAAAAGUAGGCUAGGGUGUUGUUCGUCACUUAGGCUAGUGUAUUUCUGUAUAUUGCUUGGAACUGUAGUGUUACCUCGUAUACAGCAAUGCUUUUGAACUUGUACAGUUACAGUAGGGUAGCUGUGUGUUCGUUCCAAACCUGUGUCUUUGGAGCCUUUAGUAGUUGAAUAACCACCUGUUCACACUUUCGAUCUUCCUCGCUCUAGUUCUCCCUACCCUUCUGUCGGGUCAUGUUGUCACCAUCACUCUCUCGCUCUAUUCGUGGUUUUAUCUUAUCAAUUUACAGUAUGAAUACUGUCCCUAUUCAUGUUGUGGAUACACAUUUAUUUCUUUACACAUCCAGAACAAGAGCCUAUGUUGAGUUAUACCAUCAGACAUCUCCUCUCUGCGAACCUAUCGAGUUUCCUCGUGUGAAUAGCCUAUGUCACUAGGAAGUAUGCCAACUUGAGACUACUCCUCUACUGUUAGUUGGAAUACCCCUCCUAGGGUCUCACUGAAAACAUGUCUAGGUAAUGGGGGGGGGGGGAGAGAACCAGAUCUCUCUUGGUUUUUCAUAUACCUUGUUCCUCAUAUAGAUAUAGGUUAGUUAACCAAUAUCACGUUUCAUACUGGGACGUCUUGCAUUUCAAAGGCACAACAACUUUUGGCCUACUUGUCAUAGUAAAGCUUGUCUUGCGUGGUCCUACUAUGGGAGACCUUUAGUUGAGCCUGUCGGACUAGUCAGGGGCUGGGGCAUUUAAGUCUUCUGCCUGCCUCUGUCAUUCAGUAAUCUGAUCCAGGCAGGGUUAUUUUCUAACCGGACUUCAGCAUUCCCCUCAGUCCUCCUCUACUCAGAUCUGCUCACACUAACUCAUAGCUUCUGAGGAAGGCCACUGGGAAAAGAAUGGCUCACGUUUCUUUCAGUCCUGUCAAUCACAAUGACUGAAAAAUGUCCAGUAAAAAUUAUAUUACAAUUUUACACAUUUAGCAGAUGCUCUUAUCAAGAACGACUUACACUGGUGCAUUAAUCUUAAAAUAUCUAGGUGAGACAACAACAUAUCACAGUCGUAGCAAGUACAUCUUCCAAAAUGACUGCGAUAUGUCCCAGUACCCUAUGCCCCAGUCAGAAUAAUUGACAUAUGCUCAUUGCGUCCUUUCUUUUCCAGAGGUGAAGCCCGCAGCAGUGGUGAAUAAGAAUGGUGUGAAAGCGGAGGCUGCUGCAGCUAGUGGGGGUGGUGGUGCUGCUAGUGGGGGUAGUGGUGGUGCUGGUGGUGGUUUUAGCGGCACUAAGAUCUUCACCUGGUUCAUGGUUCUGGCUCUCCUGGGGGUGUGGAGCUCCGUGGCUGUGGUGUGGUUGGACCUGGUGGACUACGACAACGUCAUCGGUGAGUCACCUGAGCUCCCCUCAUUCUUAUGAUAAACAGUAAUGCUUUAUUUUACAGCCCGGUUUAAGCUGGUACCUGGUAUUUACAUGUUACUAAGAAGGCACAAUGUGGUAACAAUAAUUACCUCAAUGAAUUCAGCACAAUUGGUAACUACCUGGUAUGUCAAUGAAUCCCAAAGAAACCAAAGUGUAAUUACCAUGCUAUUAUUAUUUUAUUAGGUUACUAUUUUAACAAGUAACUACUGUAUCGGCAAGCUGUAAGUAAACCGUUAUCUGAUAAACUAUUGCCUCUUUUUAUCUCUUUCAAGAUAAGAAUGCACAACGUUACAAAAUGUUUGUAUUGCAAUAUAUUGUGUAGAGCAGGUAAUGGUUUUCUAUCAUGUAGAAUAUAGGGCAUUGGGUGUUAGUAUGCUACAUGUUUAGCCUAAAUUGAGUAUAGCCCCCUACUCCAGUAUUUCCCAACUCCAGUCCUCCAGUACCCCCAACAGCACAUGUUUAUGUUGUAGCCCUGGACAAACUCACCUGAUUCAACUUGCCAACUUAUCAUCAAGCCCUGGAUGAGUUGAAUCAGGUGAGUUUGUCUGGGGUUACAACAGAAAUGUGUGCAGUUGGGGGCAGUGGCGGCUCCUGAAAAAAUUCUCAGGGGGGGCAAUUUUUCUGAUGAUUUAGGUGACCUACACACAUUUAAAAAAAGAUAUGUCCAGCAACAACAUGAAGACAGGGGCAGCAUAUAAGUCAAUACUGAUAUACACAUUACUUGCUUCAAAAAGGCCUCAUGGUUGAAUUGGAAAUAUGUGCACCUGAGCAUAAUUCACAACAAGCAAGCAGGAGCUUUUGAUAGAGGCUACUGAAAACAUUGAUGCAAGUUAUUGGUAAUAAGAAAUUUUUAUAGACUUCCAUAUUCUUCCCUCUUGUAUAGAUUUGUGAAAAUGAACAGUGAUAGACAUUUUGCUUGAAAACAGAAGUUGAAAAUAAUUUCUAGAAAAGGUAAACACAGCUAUCUGUAUGGCUUUGUAAAAAUGAACAACCAUAUUCUGGCCAAUUGUAUAGAUUUGUAAAUAUGAUGAUGUCUCCUUUCAUGCAUACAUUUUCAAAUAAAGCUCUGCUUUGAGAAAGAUCGAAUGAUAUUGUUUAAUCUUACCUUAUGGCCUGCACACUCCUUGUGAAGCUGUCGAGGGCACGUUUGAUGAAGACAGCAUCGAUGUCCUUCUUCUGUAGCUUCUGGUACAGAAUGUCGACGUGGGGCAUGAUUUUGUGAAAAAGCCCCAGGAAAAAAAUAAAAUCUUCUUGCUAUCUAUGUACCUCAGCACAAGCACCAGCUGUGUCUGUGUAGAAACGUCCGUGGUCUCGUCAGCUUGGAUAGCUACGAAGUUCGCCGACUUCACCUCCUCCACAAUAUGUUCCCUCAUGACCGCUAGCAUACACUCCAGUAGCUCGUUUUGAAUGGUCUUUGAUGUGCCCUUGAAAACUUUAGCAUUUUUAAGAUGGUCAUCAAACACCUCAUCUAAUUGUGCCACAAAGUUGACAAGUCCAAGAAAAAUACCAGGGUUGGUGGAGCCCUCCGUUUCAUCUUUGCCUCGCAAAGCUAACUCAAACACUCCGCAAAACUUCACACACUGGAUUAGCCGGCUGAGGAUGUGGCGGUUCUUGCUAACCUCAUCGUUGUGGCGGCGGACAGCUAGCCUGUAUCCCUCAUCCAGUUGAGUGGCAAUGUUCACUCUCCCCAAAGCAGACAAUCUCAAACAGCUAUCCAUGUGGGUCUUUGACAGCCCAAUUUUUGGAAAAUCCUCGGGUGUAGGACUUUCCCCCUUUAGUAGAAACCUGUUGAAUUAUUAAAUAUGGUCUGGGAGGUCCUAAUUGUUUCGUUGCCAAUUUAUCUUGAUUUGUUCGCCGACAAAAACGAACUUCUUUCAAAGAGACAAUCGAGUUGCACUGAACGCUAGCCAUCUUGAUUGACGCUGCUACCCGCUCUUUUCUUAGUUAUGUUACGUAUGACGAAAGCGCGUAAGUGCAAGCCCUCCCGGAACCCAUAGAGAUUGUAUUAAAAGCUCUGAUAUUUGAAAAAAAAAAGAUUUUACAUGAGAGGCUAUGAGACACUUCUGGGCGAUUUUCAACCUGACUGAAAUCGCCCCAAAACGGGCGGGGCCAUUUGAAGCACGACUUUAGCCUGAUUGGACAUUUAGUGGCAGAUCAGACGUCUAGAUUAGAACACUAAUAACUACUGUUGCCGUGAUAUAAUUGAUUAGAAAAAAAAUCCCUUCCUUUUCCCGUUUGGCAGUGCGUCGCCCAUAUCGCCCUAAUGAACACACCGCCCCUGGUUGGGGGUACUGGAGGACUGGAGUUGGUAAACACUGGUCUAGAUUAUGUUCUGACCUCAGCUUACUGUAGAUGCGUAGGAACAGCACUUCAUGCCUUCUCUGACUCAAACAGGAACCGAAAUGUUGUAUGUGGUUUGGACAGGAACACAUCUCAGACAGGAAGCCAUGACCUACUUGUCAAACUUUUCAAGAAGAUAAUUAAUUGGAAAGAUGAAUUUGUACUGAUAUUAGUAAGAGGUUUUGUAAAAAAUUAUAAUUUAGUAACCAAUUUAAUGUGUAGCGUGAAGUAGGCCCAAUACUGUCGCUGUUUAAUGAACUUUUGAUCUUGAUGAUACCCCUAAAAACAAAAUACUCCUGUGUGUCUUAAUCUUGCAUGCAGCGAGAGCAAAGGAAUUCCGUUUUAACUUUUCAGAGGUUUUACAAGGUAUUUAUGGUCUUUGCUUGCAUGCAUCACCAAACAAUUCAAACCCAUCUGUCAUACUUCACAAAAAUAUCUUCAAUUCUAUCUGUUAUUAGUUUUGAAUAGUUUACAUUAUAAUAUGCCUCAAAAUAAUGAUUUAACAAUAUGCAGUAACAACAUAUUUGUCUUGGCUUGCCGAUGUUGCAUACUGUAAAUCCACCUUUGACUCAUACUGAAAGUUCUUAGUUCUCAUGUCUGAUUUUGAAGAAGCAAAUUCUUUGAAUUGAAGGUAUAGCAUUAUUUCAUCAAGGCCCUGCGACAGACUAGUGUCCUAUCCAGGGGGUGUACUUGUACAUCAAGCUGCCUCACGCUACAGAAACGUGAGCCUAUGGGUCGCUUCGGCUCGGACAAGGCUUACUUACUUAGGCUUACUUAUAGCUUAAUUUCCCUAUCCCCUCACCUCCCAACCUUUUGACCAGCAAAUUCACUUAAUUUCCCAAACAGUUUGAGUUUUACUGUGAUUAUGAACUCCCUGAUUAAUCAAAGGAUCAGUUCUCCAUACUGAAUGAAUCUGACCAGUCACCAUACGCACAGUGUGACCUCACUCAGGCAGUGUGUGUAACUACAGGAAGUCAGUCUGUGGUACAGCUAUGUCUGCAGUCUGCAGUCAGUCGAGUGGCUGCUGCUACGUCUGCUGUAUGUCUAUACUGCUGCAGUUCAGCAGAAUCACCUUGACCACAAUCCCCCACAUCCCCCUCAGAAAUGUAGAAAUAAUUCAGAGCUGAGACAUAGGCUGUAAAUAUGAUACGGUUCCACUUUGAACACCAUAAUAUGACUUCAUUGGCAAGUAGUGAUGUAAAACUAAAACCCGGAGAAUCACAUUAAAGAAAGCAAAUUAUCUGUUAACUGUUUCUAAUUAUAGAGGAUGUGAAUGUCCUGUAUUGUAUGUCGUGUCGUCGUACCCCCCCCCCCAAAUGAUUUUGAUGGAUAGGCCAACAUUAGGCUUAUUUGUGGAAAGGACUGUACUCUGAAUGUUUUUUAUGACGACCUUAACUAUGACCUUUUCGCAGGUAAACUUUCAGCGUAUGAUGCAGAUGGCGACGGUGACUUCGAUGUGGAGGACGCCAAAGUACUACUCGGCAAGUGCAUUUUUAAUAAUUACCUUUUUGUGACCUCUACAGUAAAGGUUACUUGUGCAUGACUGACUUGGUUUUCUUUAGUUUGAGUACCAGUGCCAUAAACUAAACAGCUUACUUAGAUGGGAAAAACUAAAGUUUGUGGCUUUAAAACCAGACAUUUUUGUUGAAGCUGUUACUGAAUCUUCACAUAAAAAAAUUGUUCAAUUUAAGAACUCCUGGACACAGUUGUUCAGAAGUAAAUAUUUUGUUUAGUGUGCAGCUCAAAAGAGCUUGAAGUCCUCUGGAAGCCUCUUCACAGCGUUAUUUAACUCCUACAACAGCUACAACAACACUCUACAUUUCUGUGUGAGAUUUAGCUCAAAACCAACAAACCAUAUUGCUUAUGGUUGUAAUAUUGGCCACCUGCCGCGUGUACAGUGCCUUCGGAAAGUAUUCAGACCCGUUGACUUUUUCCACAUUUUGUUAGGUUACAGCCUUAUUAAAAAAUGUAUUAAAUUGUUUUUUCCCCUCAUCAAUCUACACACAAUACCCCUAAAUGACAACGCAAAAACAGGUUUUAUAAAAAUGUUGCACAAAAAAAAUAAACUACGGAAAUAUUGCAUUUACAUAAGUAUUCAGACCCUUUACUCAGUACUUUGUUGAAGCACCUUUGGCAGCGAUUACAGCCUUGAGUCUUCUUGGGUAUGACACUACAAGCUUGGCACACCUGUAUUUGGGGAGUUUCUCCCAUUCUCUGCAGAUCCUCUCAAGCUCUGUCAGGUUGGAUGGGGAGCAUUGCUGCACAGCUAUUUUCAGGUCUCUCCAGAGAUGUUCGAUCGGGUUCAAGUCCGGGCUCUGGCUGGGCCACUCAAGGACAUUCAGAGACUUGUCCCGAAGCCACUACUGCGUUGUCUUGGCUGUGUGCUUAGGGUCGGGUCCUGUUGGAAGGUGAACCUUAGCCCCAGUCUGAGGUCCUGAGUGCUCUGGAGCAGGUUUUCAUCAAGGAUCUCUCUGUACUUUGCUCCGUUCAUCUUUGCCUCGAUCCUGACUAGUCUCCUAGUCCCUGUCGCUGAAAAACAUCCCCACAGCAUGAUGCUGCCACCACCAUGCUUCACCGUAGUGAUGGUGCCAGGUUUCCUCCAGACGUGACGCUUGGCAUUCAGGCCAAAGAGUUCAAUCUUGGUUUCAUCAGACCAGAGAAUCUUGUUUCUUAUGGUCUGAGAGUCCUUUAGGUGCCUUUUGCAAACUGCAAGUGAGCUGUCAUGUGCCUUUUACUGAGGAGUGGCUUCUGUCUGGCCACUCUGCCAUAAAGGCAUGAUUGGUGGAGUGCUGCUGAGAUGGUUGUCCUUCUGGAAGGUUCUCCCAUCUCCACAGAGGAGCUCUGUAAGAGUGACCAUCAGGUUCUUGGUCACCUCCCUGACUAAGGCCCUUCUCUCCCGAUUGCUCAGUUUGGCCGGGCGGCCAGCUCUAGGAAGAGUCUUGGUGGUUCCAAACUUCUUCCAUUUAAGAAUGUUGGAGGCCACUGUGUUCUUGGGGACCUUCAAUGAUGCAGAAAUGUUUUGGUACCCUUCCCCAGAUCUGUGCCUCGACACAAUCCUGUCUCGGAGCUCUGCGGACAAUUCCUUCGACCUUAUGGCUUGGUUUUUGCUCCGACAUGCACUGUCAACUGUGGGACCUUAUAUAGACAGGUGUGCCUUUUUACAAAUCAUGUAAAAUCAAUAGAAUUUACCACAGGUGGACUCCAAUCAAGUUGUAGAAACAUCUCAAGGAUGACCAAUGGAAACAGGAUGCACCUGAGCUCAAUUUCGAGUGUCAUACUUAUGUAAAUAAGGUAUUUCUAAAAACCUGUUUUCGCUUUGUCAUUAUGGGGUAUUGUGUGUAGAUUGCUGAGGAUUUAUUUUUAUUUAAUCCAUUUUAGAAUAAGGCUGUAACGUAACAAAAUGUGUAAAAAGUCAAGGGGUCUGAAUACUUUUUGAAGGCACUGUAUCUACAAUACUGGCUCAUCACUGACACUUUCCAUUUCCCAUAAUGUGUAGCCUAAUAGCUCUUGUCCUGUGUGGCCUAAUAAAGGGACUAAUAAAGACUUUACCAAUCAAAGAGAAGGACUAAUGACUGUCCCUGACUGACUAAAAACACUGCGCAGAGUUGGUUACAGUACCUCUGUCCAUAGCUGGUAGCGACAUUUCAACAUUCUACACUUUCAGACAGCUACACUCUCAACUUUUAAAGGCGGUAUUUUCUUGUCGCUCUUCUAUUCUUCAACUUAUACGCCUCUCUCUUUUCUGCAUUACCAUCCACUCUCUUCAUUUCGCUUCCCUUCCCUCUCUCCAUCCUCUCUCCUCUUCUCUUCCCCCUUGUUUUUCUCCUCUCUCUCGUCAGGCUUGACCAAAGAGGGCGGUGAAAUUACUAAUGAAAACGCAGAUUCCCUAGAGGAAAUCUUCGGUAUUUUAGCCGAGGGGGGCUCUGAUUGGUUUCAAGGCUUCUUCACGUUUCUCUAUGACGUGAUCACUCCUCCCGUAGAGAAGGUGGAGGAUCCAGAGAGUCAGACAGCAGAGGAGGAGGGUGAUGCUGGUACGUCCCAGAAUGGUGGUGGGGUUCAGGGCAUUAUAUUAGACCUACAGGAUCAGUAGUCAAAAGCUCCUGAGCGUUCCACUCCUAGCUUGCCAUCCAUGAGGAGCAGAAUGAGACCAGUCUACUGGGUGAGGUCAAAGGUCACCUCAACUCUAACUGGAGGAAAUAGAAAAUUGCGCUGGUCGUGUCUCUGUGAAAAGAAUGUCUGAGAAGAGGAUAUUAUGUUUUUGUCCUCCUCGACUUUGGCCUUGCUGCGAUGGUGCUUGCCAUUGGGAAUAUUGGCCUGGACUUUGAAGACUUUUAUGCUUUGCACUUUUUCUAAGCUUUUGCACUACUCAUUAUCGUUGUGAUGCACAUAUUCUUUGCACAUCUUUGUUCUGGCUGAAUUAAUCAUUUAUGUGCUAUUUAAAUCUUAAUUUUGCCAGUUAAACUGAAUUUCUCAUUUCUGCAUUUAGACCAUUGGUAAAAAGAAACAUGUUUUGAUUUGAAUGUAAUCAGUUAAUCUAUACUCUUAAAAGCCUUACAGUAAAUCCUUUUACUCUAAUCAGAAAUGUCAAUGAAUUAUUUUAUCUUUACAACCAUCCACAUAACAUGGUUCAGGCUUCUGAUAACGUUGUAUGUCACAGUUUAUGUGACUCAUAGUUUAAUUCACAAAAAAGUAUGUAAUGUAUAUUUUUAGCAAUGCAACAUUGGAUACUGCAGUACAUAACGUGUUUAUGCUCAAAAGCUUAUGUCAGCAAUGUUCACCUUUUGUUUGAUCAAAACAUGCUGUAUCUAUUUGCACUGUCUAUUCUAAGUCUAGCAGUCGUCUCUCUUUUCCCAGCAGUAGUAUGUUAAUUCAGUUUAGCACUAGGUCAAGGAUGACUACUUUGUCUAAAUUCCUAUGACUCAAUGGUAUUAGACCUACAUCUGGAAAGGACUGACACUGAGUGUGAUGUUGGCGAGAUGCUUGAAUGAUACACAAAUGCAAUGUGAAUGACCAAAUGACCACUGAAUUUGGGACUCUGCAACGUUUUGCACUUCUAUUUGAAGCAAGUGUGUGUGUGUGUGUGUAUAGGCCUACUUAACCAUUUUAAGUAGGCCUAUUGCAAUAUGCAGGCCUAGUCUAUUAAUAUCUGGACAUAAAAUAUCGGAACACUGCAUUUUGUUUAUUAUGUUGUGAGAUAAAAGUUUGAGCGUCUGUCUAAGGAAUAAAUAUGACUAUCACAGUGUUGAUGGAAUUAUUUUAUGUGUAGUAUCUACAAACAUGGGCACUAUCAACGAUUAUGGGCAUCGAUGAAUUGUUGUAUGCAUUUUGUACAGGACUGGAUCAUGACCAGAAUAAGUGACUUCUUUCUGUUUGAUAUCCUUUGAGCGAUUGUGUAAAACUUGCGGGAUGAUGCAGUGUGCACUCUUUUGAAAUGGCACGUACAGUCCCCUCCGACAUGGUCCAUGCUGUGUCUAAUAUCUUUUUUGGUUUUGUUUAUAUGUUAGACGAAAAAGAGGCCAAAGUUCCUGCUCCCAAAAAGGAAACGCUGAAAAAAGGUACUUCCUCCUGGUUGAUUGCUCCCUGUGUGUGUUGACUUUGGCCUACAUUUUGAGUUUUUUGCUGAACUCCCUCAUGACCCUGCAUAUUGCCUAGCAAAUGGACCAGUCCUCAAAAAAAAAAAAAACAUACUGUGUCACUGUAGCUAAUGGUUCUUCUUUCCUUUUACAUAAUUAGAGGACAAGAAAAAAGUAUCUUCCCUGAGAAUUUAUUCUCCAGAAUGAUUUUAUUCUCUUUGGGAAUAAAAGUGUCAUUUUUGUCUGUGUGUACGUGCGUACGUGUGUUUUUUAAGUUGGACAAUUGAUUUCGGGUGGGCAUGACAUGGUCACACUUUGUGAGAAUCAACUUUAUCUGGACUGUGGCUCUGUGGCCAUGGAUUUUAAACCAGCCCUUUGACAGACAGUGCAGUCAGGGAUCAGAGGUAGAAGACUUCAUGCGUGGAAAUAUUGUAUCACUCACGUGGUGUUUUGACCAAGAGGCAAAUCAUAGGCCACAACUUCAUGCAACACCUUGGUCAAAACUGUGAUUGAAAUUAGCUUUUGUUGCUUUUCAUUUUUUAGAGAGAGAGAGAGACAAGUUUUGUCUUGUGUGUAGCCAACCAAGGCCUGAGUUGAAACUUGUUUUUUUGUGGAAGUUGUUCAAUUGAGUAUAGAGUUUAGAUGAUUGUUUACCGUCAAUUUUAUAUUGCACUGUUUGUCUGUUUUCUCCGUCCAGAGGUGGCGGAUCUGCGCCUCUAUAAUCCUGCCCAAUUUAAGCUUUGAGCAUAAAUCCUCUUUUAUUUUUUAAGAUAAUUGGGUGGGUGCUUACAUUUGUCCUAUUUCACACAUGUGCAAAUUUGAGUUUUUUUUUGCAUAUCCCACUCCCCCUGAGUGUGUGGUAAGAGCCAGGGAUCAGCCAUUAUUGACGGUGACCCUGGAUCAAUUAGGGUUAUGUGCCUUGCUCAAGGGCACAUCAAUAGAUUUUUUUUACCUAGUCGGCUCAGAGAUUUGAAGCAGCAACCUUUCGGUUACUGGCCCAAUGCUCCUAACCGCUAGGCUACCUGUCAUUAGACUGAGGAUAAGACAAACUGCAGCUCCUACAGGCUUUUGUAAGGCAAAAUGACAUCUCAGUAGUGGAUUCAAGUUGUUCCCUGUUCAGAAUAGAUCUAAUUCUUUUUAAAAAAUAUAUAUAUAUAUAUAUAGUUUGGUUACUUUUGGGUCUUAUUGGACUUUUUCUAACAAGCCUACAUUUUAAAGGAUAAAAUAAGACCUAAAAUGUAGGGGGGGGGAAACGGUUCUAGUUUAAUGAAGGGGCAUAGACGGGAGUGUUUUGCCUGUGUUAUGGAAGACUAUGAACUAGGCAGCGGCACAACGUAUUUGAUGAACUUAAAUGUGUUUUCAGACACUUCUUCAUUUGACACACGUUUACUUUUGUUUCUGUUUGUCCUCUGAAAAAAUGUCAGCGGAGAAGAUUGUAGAGGUUCCUAUUCCAAAAACAGAAAAGCCAAAAGGUAGCCCACUUAUUUAAUGGUGGUGAGUCUGUUGUAUGAGUCAAUUCUUGUUGACCAUUGAUGAAGCUAAAAAGCUCUUCCUUUCUUAUAAAAAUAAAUAAAAAAACAAGCCUGUGGAUGCUAUGAAAAAAGUAAAACCUGAAGGUACUUUGACUGAUAUUUAGUUUAAGUCCAGUUUCAUUGAGUUUUACUCUGUCGGGAUGAAAAUGGUAAUGUGUGCUUGCAUAUGCGUGUGGUUUAUCAUGAAUUCAUUAAUAAAAUCAUCAGUCAUACUUUUGAAGACAUUGAGUUUUGAAUCUGUAGUGGUUGUUAUAAGGACACCUGUAUCAGACUAACUUUCUGUGGGGCAUGGACAAGGGUCAGAGGUACAUUGGCUUAAUGCUAAUGAUGUCUGUUGAGAAAUCAAGUAUAUUUAAUUAAACUAAAACCUAUGACUGUUGACACCUAUAUAAUGGAGACAACCUUCUGCUCCAGGUCACCUUAAAGCAAAUUUGUUUGCAUCCAGGACGACUUCACAUUGUGGGCUCCCGAGUGGCGCAGCGGUCUAAGGCACUGCAUCUCAGUGCUUGAGGCGUCACUACAGACCCCCUGGUUCGAUUCCAGGCUGUAUCACAACCGGCCGUGAUUGGGAGUCCCAUAGGGUGGCGCACAAUUGGCCCAGCGUCGUCCGGGUUUGGCCGGUGUAGGCCGUCAUUGUAAAUAAGAAUUAGUUCUUAACUGACUUGCCUAGUUAAAUAAAGGUUACAUUUUUUUUUUUUUUUUUUACAUUCGUUCUAAAUAUUCUUAUAAGAUUUUGAGUUAGCGGAUGAAGUGGGUGGCUAUUGUAAAGCUACUUGUUUGAGUAGUUGUUCAACGGUAGAGCUCACCAUUGUCUUACUUGUGAGUAGUUUAUAGGAUAUGUGGUCAUUUGUAGCCCAGUUGGUAGAGCAUGGCGCUUGUAACGCCAGGGUAGUGGGUUCGAUUUUCGGGACCACCCAUACGCAAAAUGCAUGCACGCAUGACUGUAAGUUGCUUUGGAUAAAAGCGUCUGCUAAAUGGCAUAUAUUAUGAAAACAUUCGCUCACAUAAUUGACAUUCACAUAUGCCUAACUGCAUAGAUGUGUUCUACCAUUUUCACACACACAUUGUAUUGCUAAUUACUGUGUUAUAUCUUUAAUCCAUUCCUAAACCAAAGGGGACUGGGGGCUACACUAAGUAUCCCUGCAAGUUUAAAGAUGCACUAUGCAGAAAUCGCUCCGCCAUUUCCUGGUUGCUAACAUAAUAAUAGUUAGCCUAAUUUCAGUUUGUGACAAAACAAGGAAGUGUAGCAAUAUUUUUUAGGUGUUCGAAGCUGGUGAACCAAACCCAAAAGUAAGACGCAAAAACAAAACUUAACCACGGGAAGCAGAGAAAUAGCGCACAUAGAACAGAUCUACCGCUUCUUAGACUUGCUUUAAAUGAGUGUCAGAUCUAUAACUCACAUUUCUAUGUCAAUUUGAUGGGUUGCCCGAAAGGUUAGGUAUUGCAGCUUUAAUGGUGCCUGAAUCCUACGGGUCUUACAGGCUAACUAUCAACCAUGGCUGCAAUUUAUUGUGAAGUAGCUCUAAUGGCCUUGGUGUUUUAUUACUGUUCUUCCUCUCCCAAAUCAGAUGAGAGUCCUGGAGAGGUGGCUUCUAAAAAGAACAGAACAAAAGGUAUCAGCAUGUUGCAUUUUUGGUUGUUAGACGAAAGUGAACUUUGUUGGUGUGUGGUUGUUUUACCUGACGUGCACUGACAACUGAUUUUUGUCUUUGCUUGCAUCCCUCUUGGUUAUAAAACAUGACAAAACGCUGUAUUGAUAAUGGAAUUGAAGAUUGAUUGAUUAUCCUAAUACGUAAUGUGUGUCAUAAUCUGAAUAACCUUGUUUUUCUAAUUUGAUUUGUUUGAUUUAGUGGUGUUGAAACGACUGGAGUGAGUUGUUAGGAUGAAUGAACUCUAUGAAGAGUUGUGGAAUCAUCCGCCAUGAGAUCUGCAGCAUGUUGAUUCACAUGUUGAACUCUAGUCCGGUCGGUGUGUGUUUUUAGCACUUCUUACCAUAGAUGUGAUGUAGUAAGAAAAUAACCCGGAGUGUGCUAACGUAGUACCAGCAAACACAAGGUGAGAACUGUAGAAGUAGAUCUCAACCUCACUAGCCUAUUGCUAUUGUCCUAAGGCAGGGUUCUUCAAUUCCGGUCCUGGAGGGCCGAAACACUUCUGUUUUUUAUUUCUACCUGGUAGUUAAUUGCACUCACCUGGUGUCCCAGGUCUGAAUUAGCCCCUGAUUAGAAGGAGAGGAUGAAAAACAGAGGUGUUUCGGGCCCUCCGGGACCGGAAUUGAAGAACCCUGUCCUAAGGCUAUUUGAUCAACUCUAAUAUGUGAUAUAUAUUGAAAUAGCAGGACGAGCACGUCAUCUAGUCUGGAUGCAGAAGUAUCAAUGCUGCAGAGGGAAGUCCUCAAACUCCAGAAAACUGCAGCUUGAAAUUGAGAAAUGAAUACUCAAUCAGGAGAAAAUAAAGAGAGCAUGGAAAUUAGAGUUUUAGUCGAGAAUGAACAUUUUAAGCCCGACCCAACCAGAGCCUGAGGAGAGACAGGUGGUCAAUGCUCUGCAGCUCGAAGCAUGAGGCAGCCCAGAAAGCCCAGGGAAUGUUACAGGCUGAACUCAGGGAGGAGAAAGUGAGGGAGGAAAUUGAACAAGAAGACAAAAGACAGGCUGAGAGUAUUCUUGCUAAAGAGGAGGAGGAGAGACAAUUGUCCGGAGUGCUGGAGCUCAAGAGGCAAGAGGUGGCCCAAAAGCCCAUGAAAUGCUAGAGGCUCAACUCGAAGAGGAAAGAGGGGCUGAGAGGAGAGCGCAGGAGCAAGCAGAGAAAGAAAGGCUAGAGAAAGAGAGCGUUUUUAAGUAGUUGAAGGAGGUAGAAGAAAAAGAUAGGCUGAAUAACUGUAGACUAUACAGUCGCCUCAGUUUCAUUUCCUAGACUGGUUUGGUUGUUACAAUAAAGCACUGCCAAACUAUAGCCUGCAUGUUGGAGUUUUUCUUCAAUUUCGUUAGCAAUGUUGUGAACAUCCAUUAGUGAUCAAUGGCUUCUCUCGUGCAGGUUUGAUGUUUUCAAAUGAUCAGAUAGCCGAUUGGUAAAGUGCAUGCAUGCGAAAGAGUCAUGGCAGAACCACAAUACCCAAUCACAGCAUGAUUUGGAUAGCUGAUUUUGCGAUCAACGCUAUAGUCCUUGCAUCAAGAGUGAUGUCUAUGAAUUUGAGAGGGGUACAUUUCCCUAGCUUCAUCGCUCCACUCUAUACCAAAACAAGUGUCAGGAACCCAUUUUGUUGUUUUUCGAAUUGCAGAAUGUAGCUUUAAUGUGGAACGUAAGAUGUAAAUCAACUAGACAGCAUUUCAGAGUUGCUUAGUAACUGGCAAAGCUGGAACUUUGAUAAUUUCUCCUAAAAAUCACAUUUUCAAACUAACCAUAACCCUAACUAUACUGCUAACCUUACACCUAACCCAAUUUAAUUAAGGAACGUUUAUUCUGGAUGUUUUGAAAAUAAACGUGGCGUGAAAUGUUGUAUUUUCAAAUCAAACUAUAUUGGGACACAUAACAUAAUAAUAAACCUCCUGGCAUGUGCCAUUGGCAGUGGGAAAUAGAAGGGGUGUUGACAUACUGCCCUUUUAAAACCCCCAGAGCACCCAACAAGAGAACUUGGUAGGAAAUUAAAGGCAGCAUUAAAGGAACAGUUGAGAAUGAUCCAUGAGAAGAUUGAAGCCCAAAAAAUUGCCGAAAUGGCUUUGGCUGAAGUGAGGAGUAUCCUGGCCAAAGAGGAGGAAGAGAGACAAUUGGUCAAUGCUCUGGAACUCAAGAGGCAAGAGGCAGCCCAAAAAGCCCAGGAAAUGUUAGAGGCUCAACUGGCUCAACAGGAAAGAGAGGGGGAGGAAAGAGAACAAGAAGAGAGAAGAGCACUGGAGCAAGCAGGGAAAGAGAGGCUGAAGAAAGAGCAAAUGGAGCAGUUGGAGAGAGAAGAGAAAGAGAGGCUGGAGAAACAGAGGGAAGCUGAGGAGAAGGCAGAAAAAGAACGAUUGGAGAAGGAAAAGGUAGAGAAAGAGAGGAUAGAAAAGGAGAAGGCAGAGCUGGAAAGGAUGGAGAAUGAGAUACUGGAAAAGGAGCGGGCCGCCAAAGAGAAAGCAGAAAAGGAGAGGAUUGAGAAGGAACGGGCAGAAAAGGAGGCUGAGGGGUAGCAAGGAACAGAAAGAGAGGUUGAGAAAAGGCAGAAAGGAGGGCUGAGAAAGAGCGGGUAGCUAAAGAGAAAGCAGAAAAGGAGAGGAUUGAGAAGGAACGGCAGAAAAGGAGAGGGCUGAGAAAGAGCGGGUAGCUAAAGAGAAAGCAGAAAAGGAGAGGAUUGAGAAGGAACGGGCAGAAAAGGAGAGGGCUGAGAAAGAGCGGGUAGCUAAAGAGAAAGCAGAAAAGGAGAGGAUUGAGAAGGAACGGGCAGAAAAGGAGAGGGCUGAGAAAGAGCGGGUAGCUAAAGAGAAAGCAGAAAAGGAGAGGAUUGAGAAGGAACGGGCAGAAAAGGAGAGGGCUGAGAAAGAGCGGGUAGCUAAAGAGAAAGCAGAAAAGGAGAGGAUUGAGAAGGAACGGGCAGAAAAGGAGAGGGCUGAGAAAGAGCGGGUAGCUAAAGAGAAAGCAGAAAAGGAGAGGAUUGAGAAGGAACGGGCAGAAAAGGAGAGGGCUGAGAAAGAGCGGGUAGCUAAAAAGAAAGCAGAAAAGGAGAGGAUUGAGAAGGAACGGGCAGAAAAGGAGAGGGCUGAGAAAGAGCGGGUAGCUAAAGAGAAAGCAGAAAAGGAGAGGAUUGAGAAGGAACGGGCAGAAAAGGAGAGGGCUGAGAAAGAGCGGGUAGCUAAAGAGAAAGCAGAAAAGGAGAGGAUUGAGAAGGAACGGGCAGAAAAGGAGAGAGUUGGGAAAGAACGAUUAGCCAAAGAAAAGGAGAGAGUUGAGAAAGAGCGAUUAGCCAAAGAAAAGGAGAGAGUUGAGAAAGAGCGAUUAGCCAAAGAAAAGGAGAGAGUUGAGAAAGAGCGAUUAGCCAAAGAAAAGGAGAUAGUUGAGAAAGAGCGAUUAGCCAAAGAAAAGGAGAGAGUUGAGAAAGAGCGAUUAGCCAAGGAAAGGGCAGAGAAAGAAAAGGAAGAGAGAGAAAGGGCGGAGAAAGAGCGUGUCACCAAAGAAAGAGCAGAGAAAGAACGGGUAGCAAAGGAAAAAACAGAAAAGGAGAGGGUGGAGAGAGAACGGGUAGCGAAAGAAGAGCGGAUGGAGAGAGAACGGGUAGCCAAGGAAAAGGAGAGGAUGGAGAGAGAACGGGUAGCCAAGGAAAAGGGGAGGAUGGAGAGAGAACGGGUAGCCAAGGAAAAGGAGUGGAUGGAGAGAGAACGGGUAGCCAAGGAAAAGGGGAGGAUGGAGAGAGAACGGGUAGUCAAAGAGAGAGCAGAGAAGGAGAGAGCAGAGAAAGAGCAACAAGCCAAAGAGUUAGCUGCUAAAGAAAAGGAGAGAGUGGCGGUAAAAGAACACUUAGUAAAAGAAAAGACUGCAAAGGCCAAGGUUGAGACAGAACAGUUACCCAAGGAGAAGGCAGCGAAGGAGAGAGCAGAAAAAGAGCGUGUACUCAAAGAAAAGGCAGAAAGGGAGAGAGUUGUGAAAGAGGAGAAAAGAGCCAAACAGGCAAAAGAGGAGAUGCCUGAGAAAAAUGCGAAUAACUUCACAACUACGAGCAAGAAGGAAAAAAUCUUGGCUGUAAAAGACCUUCUGAAGCCUAAAGCCACCAAGGUGAACAAGAAAUGA
Molecule: messenger RNA, 16972 nt
Organism: Coregonus sp. 'balchen'
Lineage: Eukaryota; Metazoa; Chordata; Actinopteri; Salmoniformes; Salmonidae
Source: the annotation of a GenBank genome assembly